AGGGGGGGCCCAUAACUACUACCAACAACAUUUGUAUUUAUAUAUCAAUCAACUCUAGGGACUUCUCUCCAUUUCGCUAGUGGCCAAUAUCCUAUCCUCGCUGUUGUUGAGCUGUGUGCUGUGCUAAAACGUAUCUUACUUACACAGCGUAUCUCGCUUCUCGCUCGCUCGCUCGCUGACACAGUGACUGGUAGUCAUAGCGUCAGCGUAGAUCCCUCCGCGACUCUCAUACUCCACUUGUUCCCCUUUUGUUCUCUCCCAAAUCUCUCUGCAGGCUUGGUCAUGGUUAGGUCGCCAUAGAAUUUCCAACUUCCUUAUAUCUCUAAAUCAAAGGGCGCGUUUGCGCGCCCCAAAGCAUACCAAAAUUAUCGGCUAUCUGGCAUCAUGGCGGGAAUGGAAGAGUUGGAGAUUCAUAGUAAAUCUUAUCUUGUACGCUGGAUCAACGUCAGAUCCGAACAUACCAUAUCCUGGAGCAUUCAACCCCAUAAGAAGUCCCUCAAUUUUGGGAUCUUCAAACAUCCCGGCCCAUCCGGAAAUGUCGCGGGCAGCCACAACAGCUCGGAGUCUACUACCAAUGAGUUUAGUGAAUCGAAUAAGGAGAACAACAAAAAUGUCAAUUCCUCGUCUGUGGUCACGGAGAAACUUCGAAGUUUAGGUCUGAAGCCCAUCCAGUGGAUUGGCAAAUGCGAAGCGGAUAAAAUCUCUCAGGGAACCUAUGACGUUAACCAGAACGAAGGAGGGAAUUAUGCUCUUGUAUUCGACAAUACCUUCUCGAAACAAAUCUCGAAAACUGCAACUUUUGUCCUUCUGACCUAUCCCUCCCAUGCUCCUCCGCAUUCGGGUCACCAGGUUCACCAUUCACAAGCUACAGGGACAGUCGUUGGAAAUCUCCAGGCGCGCCCGAGCCCCGCAUUACACCCGACGGCGUUAGACUCGACAGAGUCAUUGCGACCUGGCCGUGCCCGGGCCAAUAGCAAAAUUCCUCCUCCUAGCGCGGACUCUUCCAAAAGCUUCCCAUUAACUGUACACGCUGGGAUUCUCCAGAAGAGAAGGAGAAAGCGUCACCAGGGAUACGCACGUCGUUUUUUCUCCCUCAAUUUUACAUCGUCAACUUUAUCCUACUAUCACGAUCGUAAUUCGUCGGCCCUCCGCGGCGCCAUACCUUUGAACCUAGCGGUUAUUGCGACCAAUCAAAAGACUAGAGAAAUAUCUAUUGAUUCUGGAGUGGAGAUCUGGCAUCUCCGAGCCUCCAAUGACUCUGACUUUUUAGCAUGGAAGCGCGCUUUGGAAAAAGCUUCUCAAAACCAAGAAAGCAGCCUGUCGGAAUCCCACCCGAAAACACGCCCCCAGCUGGGAAAGCCUUCUAGCACUGUUGUGAAUGAUGUCCGAGAAUGGGAGGAGGUGGAAGCCCUAGUUGAGAAAGUAUCUAACACAAGAGAUAUGGUGCGUCGUUUGGCAAAAGAUACAGACCCUAAGUAUUUAGGAACCCCUAUUGAGCGUCGGGAACGCUCACAGAGCCCAUCUACUGCUAAAAAGUCUACUCCCUCCCAAACGGGAAGUAGUGUGGAUGAAGCGGUGGAGAAUAGAGAGAAGAGGUCUUUCUGGAAACUGAAACCUCGGGAUAUCAGCCACACCCCCAAUCCAGCUGGGAAACGUAAUAUUUCUCCACAAACCACAAUUCCACCGUCGAAUGCGAAUGUUCCUCCCAACGCGAAACCUCAUGGCGAGGUGAGCAAGACUCCCGAACAGAGUGUACAUGACGAUUUGAUGAUAAUACUCCAAGAACUUAAUUAUGUUGUGUCAGAAUUUUCGACUCUUAUGCUGGAUAAAAAACAGAAGGCCGCAACCAAAAGUUGCCACAUCAAAACCCGCCCAAGUUUUGAGUCCGAGGCAUCACAGGAAUUCUUCGAUGCUACGGACGGAAAUAUCUCCCCGCUACUUACCAUUCAACGAGACAGCGACGAUGAGUAUGAGAGGAGUGAAUCUCCUGUGACGGCUGAUGGAGAUGAUGAGUCCCUCUCUGGUAGCGAGAUGGACGAAGGUGACACUUUCACGAGUAACGGGUUCAGACUGGAUAACUCCUCAUCUCUGUUCCCAGCCAAGCCUAGAUCACUUGCGCCAUUGCCCCUUGAUAUUAAAGUCGUACGGAGAACCCAAAUACCACCACCAGCUAUGCCGCCACCAAGUUUGAUAAGCUUUCUUCGCAGGAACGUUGGCAAGGAUCUGUCAACCAUUUCCAUGCCGGUUUCUGCCAAUGAACCCAUGUCCCUUCUUCAGCGCGCAGCCGAGCAAUUCGAAUAUUCCCAACUUCUCGACAAUGCCGCAAGCGCCACUGAUGGCCUGGAGCGUCUAAUCUAUGUGACAGCAUUUGCCCUCUCACCGCUCUCCAACGCGAGAGUCAAGGAACGCGCCAUCCGCAAGCCUUUCAAUCCCAUGCUGGGCGAAACCUUUGAACUUAUCCGCGAAGACCGCGGUUUCCGUUUCAUCGCCGAAAAGGUCUCUCACCGGCCCGUUCAACUCGCCUACCAAGCAGAUUCCAAAGAUUGGAGCUUCACCCAAUCGCCCAAACCCACACAAAAAUUCUGGGGCAAGUCGGCUGAGAUAAUUACGGAUGGCAAAGCCCGCCUGACUCUGCACUCUAACGGCGAACAUUUCAGCUGGUCCCCCGCAACAUGUUUCCUUCGUAACAUCAUCGCAGGCGAAAAAUAUGUCGAGCCCGUCGGCCAGAUGUGCGUUCUCAACGAAACUACAGGCCAAAAGACAAUCGCAACCUUCAAAACUGGCGGCGUGUUCUCAGGCCGCAGCGAAGAAGUUUCCGUUAAAGCCUUUGACACGCAUGGCGGGGAGCUACCCCUAGGCCUCCAGGGGUCCUGGACCUCCUCCCUUCAACUGACGGAACAUGGUGUGGAGACAAACAAGACCAUCUGGGCUGCUGGCCCGCUCGUCGCUAAACCUACGAAGAAUUAUGGAUACACAUCCUUCGCUGCUUCGCUGAAUGAAAUCACUGAUAUCGAGAAAGGGAAAAUCCCUGUUACGGACAGCCGGCUACGGCCGGACCAGCUAGCACUGGAGGAGGGGGAUGUAGACCACGCAGAACACCUCAAGACGGAGUUGGAGGAGAGACAGCGGGAAAGGAGGAGGGAGAUGGAGGAGAGAGGGGAACAUUGGAGGCCUAGGUGGUUUGUGGAGGUUGUCGGGGAGGGUGAUGGGGCUGCUGAAGACGAGACUGUUUGGAAGAUGAAAACAGGAAAGGAUGGGUAUUGGGAGGAGAGGGCAAGGGGAGAGUGGACGGGAAUUGUGCCAGUGUUUAAGUUAUAGAACUUUAUAUUAUCUGUCGGAAUAGAUAGGGGUUUGUUUGGGCGGUUCAAGAAGCGCGCUAGUUGUCCAUGACUCUGUAGAAUUUCUAGUUGUUGAUACACCCUAUGUACUAGUUUUUUUCCUGAGAGACUAGUUAUUUAAACUCCUGUUGUUUUACUUUUUUAUUUUUGAAGUAGAUAGAUAGUAUAAAUACUGUGUACGAGGGAGCAAUACAAAAUUAACGCUUAAAGGAUAGAUAGGCUUGGAUCUCCGUUUUGGAUCAGAUUAGUAGAUCUCAUUUAUUACCAAGUCGUAUCCUAUGAUUACCUCCCUAACGCCGCAUUAACAACUCUCUUCGCCUUCUCACCGCCCAGAUAAUCUCUGCCCUCCCUCCCCUCUCCAUCUUCCUCUUCAUCCCCUACUUCCAAUUCAAUUUCCAAACUCGCACGAUACGCCUUCAUAACCGUGUCUUCAUCAACCUUAACUCCACCCUCCACAAGCACCCGAAUGCACCCGCAUAGCCGUGCAAUCUCCCUCCUCGUGGCCAAUCCAAUUUCAUCAUUCUGACUCGAGUAUAUGGCACUACUGACCAUCUCCUCCAAGCGCGUAAUUGACACAUCUCCACCAGCGGCACCACCCACAGCCCCAUCACCAACAUGUUUCGAAAUCCAAAUAUACCCAUUAACCCCCAGUACAACAUCAAUUUCCC
Molecule: messenger RNA, 4006 nt
Organism: Blastomyces dermatitidis ER-3
Lineage: Eukaryota; Fungi; Ascomycota; Eurotiomycetes; Onygenales; Ajellomycetaceae
Product: oxysterol binding protein
Exons: 2
Coding region: 385-3318 (977 amino acids)
Biological process (GO): piecemeal microautophagy of the nucleus; maintenance of cell polarity; ER to Golgi ceramide transport
Cellular component (GO): plasma membrane; perinuclear endoplasmic reticulum; intracellular membrane-bounded organelle
Molecular function (GO): sterol binding
Source: RefSeq, a predicted model, not a curated record